This is a messenger RNA of Paecilomyces variotii, 1686 nucleotides long. RefSeq lists its product as hypothetical. The record is from RefSeq and is a predicted model, not a curated record. The coding region runs from base 1 to 1686 and encodes 561 amino acids. The transcript is spliced from 3 exons. NCBI's taxonomy places the organism in Eukaryota, Fungi, Ascomycota, Eurotiomycetes, Eurotiales, Thermoascaceae.
AUGACUGACACCGGAAGUGUCGCUCCGGUACUAGGCGUGGCAAAUGCUGGAUUCAGAUUGUCCCUUUUGCUCAACGCCGUGGCAUGUCAGAUAGCAAGCUCUGGGAUCGAGAUCCAUAGCAUCUCCAAAGGAGUCUCAUUGUUCGCGUUAGCGCUCAAACAUGUCGGGAAGGCAUUACGGGAAACUGACCCUGUGCACUCUGCCCAAGCACUUGCGGAGGCAAGGGAGAUCACGGACCAAGGCUACAUGAUCCUGAAUGAAAUUGAAGAUAUGCUGGAUAGACUCAAAGCGUCUGAAGCGCUGGCAACUACCCACGGCCUCUCCGUACAGCAACGUGUGAGAUGGUGUUUCAAAAAGCAUCGUGUCACUUAUCUUCUAUCGCAACUCGAAUGUCUGAAACUCAGUCUCGCUGUGAUGCUGCAGGUUCUGCAGCUUGGUAAGCUAAUAGAAGCCAAGAGGAGAGGAGAUGGAUCCAAUGUCGACGAUGAGAUCGCACAAGAAAGGGCUGACACCCAAAACAUGGUCAUCGUCCGAUACUGGUCCCUCAGACGUCUUGACCGUUUACGGCAUCGUGCAGAGCAGGAAGCCAGGGAAACGGAGCAUGAUGCAAUGAACUCAUUAAUGGGCUGGGAUCCGCCAGUGCGGAACAGUAUACCGUCUUCUCGACAAGCUGAUUCCAGAUCCAAGACUGGUGGACCGGUCAAAAUACACGUUGCAUCCCUUGCAGACCUUGACGCUUCCAUGGGUGCCAUACAUGACUCUCCGAAAGGAAUGAUACAGUGCUCUGAUCGGGUCAUCAACUCGUUACUUCACAUUUGGACUCGCUUUCCAGACGCAUAUGGCAGCUCGUUUGAGACCAUACCAGAUAUCCAGAUCAGCAGCCCAGCCAUCGAUUCUGAUACUGACGACGACAGCCUCCGCAGCGAGUUUGAUGGCCACGAUAUCAAAGGGUACUAUCUGGAAGGGACGACGGAUGAUUGGAGAAAGCCUCACUCGCAGCAGGCGAGGGAACAUGCUGCCAAGUUGCGAGAGGAAUAUUCCAAGUACCAAGCGCACGUUGAUAGUGAUUCGGACAGCUCAGAUUCAAGCGAUGACCGCAGCGAACAGAAGACACAGGACGAGGGCGUGACCAGCGCGGAGACAAAGACGCCACCGAAAGACAUUAAGCCUCCACCUGCAUUCUAUGCUCAUACCGGCGGACACGUCAGCGACCACGGCCACAACUCGUCGAGCUCGUCAUAUCGCGAUUCCCGUCCGCGGAAGGGACCUGAUCACCAUCACCAUCAUCACCAACAUUAUCACAAUCAUCCUCGACCGCCAUCUAUCCCUCGGCCUCAGCACCCCCAGCAGUAUUACCACCACAGCCCGCAAGACAGAUCCUCACCUCAUCUAAUGUCGUCGAGUCCUGCGCAUUCUACGUCUCCACGCCAGCCAUCCUACAUGAGUUCCAGCCCUCAUACAGAUCCUCAGUAUCACCAUGCACAUCGGCCAUCCCGUCAUACGCGGCCCCGCGAUUCGCGGGAUAAACAUGUCCGGAUCCAGUCUCCCCCUGGCAGUGGGCGAGAAUCACGAGAUGAUAGAAGAGACCGCCAUAAGAACCUGAAGAGAGGCGCAACUAGAGGACUACUGGGUAUCAGUGCCGUUGCAGGGUUUAUGGAUGCUUUGGAAGCAUUUCAUAUAGUCUGA